This is a messenger RNA of Gopherus flavomarginatus (Mexican gopher tortoise), 8147 nucleotides long. It is a transcript of the gene PIP5K1C, whose product is annotated as phosphatidylinositol-4-phosphate 5-kinase type 1 gamma. NCBI's taxonomy places the organism in Eukaryota, Metazoa, Chordata, Testudines, Testudinidae. The coding region runs from base 93 to 2228 and encodes 711 amino acids. The transcript has 20 exons. The record is from RefSeq and is a predicted model, not a curated record. Gene Ontology annotation, molecular function: phosphatidylinositol kinase activity. Gene Ontology annotation, biological process: phosphatidylinositol metabolic process.
UGCCUCCUCUCGGCGGCCAUGGAGCUGGAGGUGCCGGAGGAUGCGGAGAGCGCGGCAGCCGCCGAGGCCGGAGCCGUCACCCCGGAGGCUGGAUGGGGGGGAGCGGACUCGGCAGCAGGUUCACCCAAUGUAAGAACAUAAGAAUGACCAGACUGGGUCAGACCAAAGGUCCAUCCAGCCCAGUAUCCUGUCUACAACAGUGGUCAAUACCAGGUGCCCCAGAGGGAGUGAACCUAACAGGUCUGGCACUGAAGAAGAUGGCCCUCACUGAGGUCCCAUCAUUACCAGGACAGCCUGGAGUUGGCCAAGGAAAGAAGAUAGGUCAUCGAGGAGUUGAUGCUUCCGGCGAAACUACCUACAAAAAGACCACUUCGACCACUCUGAAGGGGGCCAUCCAGCUGGGCAUUGGUUACACGGUGGGGAACCUGAGCUCCAAGCCAGAGAGAGAUGUCCUGAUGCAGGAUUUUUAUGUGGUGGAGAGCAUUUUCUUCCCCAGUGAAGGAAGUAACCUCACUCCAGCUCACCACUACCCUGACUUCAGGUUCAAAACCUAUGCACCCGUGGCUUUUCGGUACUUCCGGGAGCUUUUUGGAAUUCGUCCAGAUGAUUAUUUGUAUUCGUUAUGUAACGAGCCUCUGAUCGAACUGUCGAACCCUGGUGCCAGCGGCUCCCUCUUCUAUGUCACCAGUGAUGACGAGUUCAUUAUAAAAACUGUGAUGCACAAGGAAGCGGAAUUCUUACAGAAACUUCUUCCUGGCUACUACAUGAACCUGAACCAAAACCCACGGACCUUGCUGCCAAAGUUCUAUGGACUGUACUGCGUUCAGUCGGGAGGCAAGAACAUUCGGGUGGUGGUGAUGAACAAUAUCCUGCCCCGGGUGGUGAAAAUGCACCUCAAAUUUGACCUGAAAGGUUCAACCUACAAACGCCGGGCAUCCAAGAAGGAGAAGGAGAAAUCCAGCCCCACUUUCAAGGACCUGGACUUCAUGCAGGACAUGCCAGAAGGCCUAAUGCUGGACACAGACACCUUCAGUGCGCUGGUGAAAACGCUGCAGCGAGACUGCUUGGUGUUGGAAAGCUUUAAAAUCAUGGACUACAGCCUGCUGCUCGGGGUGCAUAACAUAGACCAGCAAGAAAGAGAGCGGCAAACAGAGGGAGCCCAGAGCACGUCUGAUGAGAAGCGUCCCGUUGGGCAGAAGGCACUUUACUCCACAGCCAUGGAGUCCAUCCAGGGUGGGGCUGCUCGGGGGGAGUCCAUAGAUACAGAUGACACAAUGGGAGGAAUCCCAGCCGUGAAUGGCAAAGGAGAGCGCCUCCUGCUGCACGUGGGAAUAAUAGAUAUCCUUCAGUCCUACAGGUUCAUCAAGAAGCUAGAACACACUUGGAAGGCCCUUGUCCAUGAUGGGGACACGGUGUCAGUGCACAGACCCAGCUUUUACGCAGAGAGAUUCUUCAAAUUCAUGACCAACACAGUGUUCCGAAAGAAUUCCUCUCUGAAAUCAUCUCCAUCUAAGAAAGGGCGUAGUGCCUUGUUAGCUGUCAAGAUGCCUGGCCCAACAGCUGCAUUUUCAGCUAGCCAGAUCCCCUCGGCGAGGGAUGAAGCCCAGUAUGAUCUCCGAGCCGCCAGGAGUUACCCCACGCUGGACGACGAAGCAGGAAGGCCAGACCUGCUACCCUGCACUCCCCCUUCCUUCGAAGAAGCAACCACAGCCUCCAUAGCAACGACGCUCUCUUCAACAUCGCUCUCUGUUCCUGAGCGGUCUCCCUCGGAGACCUCUGAGCAGCCCAGGUACAGGAGGCGCACACACUCCUCAGGGCAGGAUGGCAGGUCUCACGAGGAGGUUCGGGUUGAGGAGGAACUCAAGCAGAUAACCGUAGAGCUGGAAAGCAAAUGUGACGUUGAGAUCGUAGCUCCUGAGGAAGACGACAAAGGGCAAGCAGCCCCUUCAGCCUGUGCCAUUGCAACAGCCACAGCUACAAUCGAAGUGGAAACAGCCAGCCAGGCCUCGGAACCAGCCAGCCAGGCUUCAGAUGAAGAUGAUGUGCCAGUCGCAGACAUAUACUUUUUCACGGAUGGGAGGUACUGGAUUUACUCUCCCCGCCAGCGCAGACUCCGAGCCGCCUCGUUUUCCUCUGGGACUCCUACAGACGAGAGGAGUUGGGUUUACUCCCCCCUCCACUAUAGCACUCAAGUCCACUCUGUCUCCGAUGAGGAGAGCGAUACAUAAUCUCUAUGCAGACACUGAAGACCCAGAGAGCAGCGUUUCCCUCUGCAGGUUGAUGUGUUCCCGUUCGUUGACACAGUCCUUCUGAUGGGAUGGAGAAGAGCUUGCUGCACUGCUGGAUCUGGGCACUGCGUUUCAGGCUGGGGCGCAACGCUCUCUAAACGUGUAUUUAUACCUAUCCGAGACACGGACAGCAAAGACACCUCCCACCCAGAGCGCCUGUGUAAAGCGGGCUGUAAAGAGGCCUGGGGAGUGACUGUUCCUGAACAGGCACCACUGCAGCUACCUACCCGUGUGUGAUACUGUGAACCUUUUUAAUUUUUAAUCAUGUAUUUAUUUCUUUUAUCUUUGCACAGACACUGCACAAAUGUGCUUUUUUUUUUUAAACAUUUAGUUUACUGCACUUUUUUUGGUUAUCAUAUUCUAUUUAUGUGCUUCAUCAAGAGUGUGAAACCUCACAGGAGACGGAGAGCAAAUCUUCACUUGGGGGGCUCUGAGGAGGGCAGGUCCAGUCCUAGCUUCACCGAUGAGGUGGCCAUGUGGUCUGACCCCCAGACAACAGGACUGGGAAUCAGGAGGCCAGACUCUGUGUGACCUUGGGCAAGUCACUUUGCUGCUCUGUGCCUCGGUUUCCACAUGUGUGACUGCGGGUAAUACCCACCUGGACCCUCAGAUGAAAGGUGCUAUGUAAAUGCAAUGUAUUCAAGGCCAGUGAUGAGAAUGGCUCCUGUAUUAAAGCAGUCUGAGUUAGACAUGCCACUUGAUCUGAAUUUAGAAAUUGCCAGUGACUGCUACAGUGAACUUGUUGAUCUGUAUGGGAGAAGCAAAAACACCCCUGGCUGUAAUGACAUGGCUUCUUGGCCUGGCUCUCGUCUGGGUGUUGGAGGUGGUGGGGGCUCUGCCUUCACCAUGAGCUGUGCUGCUCGGUGGUGGGCUGGAGUUCUGCCCUGAUCUGCUGGCAGACUGCUGCCUCAGCCAUGGGGCGUGGAAGGAGGAGAACUGUGUGACCUGCAGCUGGGCAUUGCAGGCUAUUGAAGUCACUUAGAGUCACGAACAUGCUGCUGCUCUCUGAUGCUUAAGCGUGUGAGCGUGUCAGAGGUUUCUGUGUAUCCCUUCAUAGCUGAAACCGACACGCCACCCUUCCCCCAUAUUGAAGGAAGUCAGAGAAUCCCAGCUGGAAGCGUCUGUAUUGGGCAUGUGACACACACGCUAUUGACGCGCAGCCAGGGGAGGCCAGCUGUGGGAUGUGGUCUCUGAGGCAGAUAGCGCUGCUCUGUGCUUGAGAGGCAUCUGUAGACCAGACAAGAUUUGGCUUCACUUAACCAUGAAAUGAACAAAGCAGUGACCCGGGGUUGACUUCUAGUUCCUCCUUGUGAGUGUAGGAUACUGCAGCUGUAGGUCCUGACUUCUCUAGUGAGCCCACCUCCUCUCUCAUGAAUUAGAAAGUCUUGACCGCAGAGAGGGCUUGGGCUUGUCUCUGUCCUCCUUGGACUCUAGUGUAAAGUGAGGGGCAGAGAUCACUUUUUAAUGCGGUUACGUUCUUCAGACCUCUGUUCUCAAGCUGCCCUGUGCAGCAGCAGUGAGAGGAUGGCCCCAGGCUAAGCACUGAAGAACUGGUACCGCAGUCUGGCCUGGCAGCACUCGGGACAUAUUGGGGAGGCAGGUUGGGUCGGUGGGAGUGUCUAAGCUUUUUUCCCAGGAGCUGCCAAUGUUCUGAAGAUCUUCAGUGGAUGACUUUCUCUUCCUUUUUUAAAUACCCAGAGCCUGCGUUUUCAAUCCCUGCCCUGCGGAGGCUGAAGACUUGCACUCCCAGUGUGUGCCGGGCUUUGUAGGAGCCAUUACACUGUUGGGUCUAGAAUAUCCUUUCUUUGGAACUCAUGUGGGUUUAAAAGAACCCCUCUUUUCUCCUUAAUAGCUGUGAAAACAAAGAUGCUGUCAUUACAUCCAUGAGUCAGGUGGCGAAUCUGCUACAGAAUUCUGGCAGGUUCCUAAAAGCUUUCUCAGAAUCCUACAUAGCCCCUUCUCUCAUUACAUACAGGUGGAGGUACCGUCACUUGGGUAUUUGGUGGUAUGUAGUGCUCAGCCCAGGCCCACCUGGCGGUCUUCUCUCCGAAGAGAAGGCUGGGCGAAGGAGCUUGGGAGGUGAACAAUGCAUAGACUCCGCUACUGCUGAGUGCUAAAGGCAGAAGAUUUCAGAACCCAGCUAAAUGUACAGCGCGACUUUUCAGAUGCACUGAGCAGUUCGAAGUCCAAAUGAAGCCAGUGGGAGCUGCAGAUGCUCAGCCCUGUGACAACCAAGCCCCCGAUUUCAACAUCGGGUAAACUAGGCUUUGGGAGGAGCAAUGAAGAUGAGCUAGGCCCAUUUCUGACCAGUAUUUCAGGGCUCUGAAAGGAAGAUGCUUCCUUCCUGGUAAUCAGAUCCUUAGCCUUAUGCCUUUAAAAGAAGAUGCUGAAGUUUGGCACUUCUGAUUGCCCAAGAAUAAAGAUCAGGAUUUUAUUACUUUCAACCAUUUGGAAGAUCUCUGAUUGGUUUAUCCAGUACACCUACUCCAGUCAGUAUCUCUGCGGCAAAGACAAAGCAUCUUUGGUGAUGAAGUUUGCAGCUGUGGCGUUUCCUUGGUCUGCUCCCACAUUAGAGGCUGAAGCCGAGAGCCCUGUCCUGUGAUGCUGGAAAACUGAUCUUGCUUCCUCCAUUCCAGAAGUAUUCCUUGAUGUUCUCGAGCAGCUUCAUCUGUGUAAAUCUCUUGUUUUCAACCCUUUGCAGCAAGCAGGCAUUUUAGGGUCUAUUAUUGACUCUGAACGUCUUCUAAGGAUUCAGCUUCUCUGGACAUGCAAAAGAACAUUGCCAAAAAACCCUUCCCCGGAGCCGCACUGCAGGAAGAGAUGGUCAGAAAUAAACCAUAUUGUUCACUUGCAGUCCCAUUGUGCUCUGUUGUCUUGUCUGUUACAAGUUGCCCUGCAGGAGGCUUAAACUCCCAUUUCUAUAAUGGCAGAGGCACCUGGCUGAAGGAAGGGACCCGUCGGGUGUGUCUACAUUGCAGUUAGACACUGUGGUUGGCUCGUGCCAGGAGCUGUUUCACUGCAGUAUAGAUGUUCUGGCUUGGGCUGCAGUCCAAGCUCUGGGACCAUCCCACCUCACAAGGUCCUAGAGCCUGGGCCUCAGCCGAAGCCUGAACGUCUACACUGCAGUUAGCCUCACAAGCCCAGGUCAGCUGGCGCAGGCCAGCCAUGGGAGUUUAAUUGCAGUGUAGACAUACCCUUGCGCUCAAAACAGGCUCCUCUUCCAUCAAUUGGACUCUUAUUUCCUGCCUCCUGGACUUCAGCAUAGUAGUUUUGCAAGGCUUAAUCCUACAGUAGGUGGCAUGAGGGAGCUCCACACUUCCAGAUUUGGACUGAGGAUAGCGGUCUGCUACUGUCAGUUACCUCUAGGGAUGACACAGCCACUUCCUUUGGGGACGGGGAGGAGAGGGGUUGCAUCACUCAAUUCUGCCCUAGAUCUACGGUGAGGCUUUGCACUGGGGGGAGGGAAGUGUUUGUAGAAUUUCUCAGGGGCCUCUCUCAGAGACUGUUUGAACAGCAGUCAUUCUGCUUCGCUCCAGCAUGAGCCGGCGCUGUCCUACGUCACAUUCGUUCUUGGGGUGGUAUGAAAGUGGCACUCUUACAUUUAUUGUACCUACCAGGAUUUUCAUUGUUAGCUUUGCUGUAGCUGACAGUUUGCUUACGAGCUAUCACCUGUUUCAAGAUCUAGUCUAUUGUAUCUUGGAAAGGAGGCAUCUUGUUUCUUUUCCACUGAAAUGUUAGUGGAACAAUCCAGUGAGACCCUAGGCUUCAAAGUAGCUUCAUGUCAUUACUGUCCCACCAUCAUCCCUGCAUCCUGCCUCUCUCACCUGCUCAAAGUGUGAAGUCAUUGCUUCUACUACGGCUGUUUCUGAGCUCUGGGGUAGGGGAUUCCAAGGGGAAGGUCUCGUGCCAGACUACAGGGUGCAGAAUGCACACAGGAGUGUAAUUAAGACCCCACUUCAAUAAAGAAAUGCAAAAUGUUGACUGCCAAGGUGGCCUCUGGGCUGUUACUUGCUGGGUGUUCCAUCCCAAGUCUGAGCCUUUCUUGAGCUGCUCCCGGGUGGGAGAAGCCUCAGUGUGAAUGAUUCAGCAGGCACACCACCAAAACAAACUCCACUCCACUCCACUCCAGUGUGUUCAUUUGGGCCCUCUCCAGAGGGAACAGGAGUAACAGCUUCUCCGGAGAAGACUCCAAAUGUGCACGUUCACUGAAAACGAACAAACUGCAGAGACUGGUGCUCCAGAGAGACUCCUGGAACUCUCCAAAGCCUCAGGCUCUGCUAGGAGUCCGGGAUCCAUAGCUGUAUCCUUUACUGCUGCUAGCAGUGUCUCUGCAGGUAUCCUGCUGUCACGCCCCCGCCACUAUCAUCUGGGUGCGUGUGUCGAAAUCCCACAAAAGAUUUAAUCUCCGCACUGAAGCUGGCAUGGCUGUGAUCCUUGAUGGCAGCAUGAGAGAGGGCACAAGCUCUGUGCUUGUCCCGGUCAUCAUCAGCCAGUUGACUCUUGAAACACGUUCCAGCCUUUCCUUGUAGCAAAGAGCCUUCCCUGAGCAGCUAAACCCAGCCCUGGUAUCUUUUCUUCACGCUCCCACCCAGCAGCAUGGCCCACGGCUUUCAAUGGAGAGGAGAGCUCAGACUUACUGGAUCAUGUCUGAUUUGUUUGAAGUCUACAUUAGACCAAGUAUAAUAUAGCUGCUGUGCAUAUUAGGUCAUUUUGUAUGUGUGCUCCAUGUAAAGAAUGUAUGUAAGUGGGGGGCGGGGGUUGUGGGGAGGGAGUCGGGAGAGCUUCUCUGAAAAAAAUGAUGAGACUCCAUGGAUGUUGUCAUGUUUCUCUUUUUUUGUUUCAGUUUAAGUCCUGAAUGCUUUUUUGGAAGUCUUUUCUCAGAGAAAUGUAAAUUGAUGCUAAUUGUUCUUCGGCUGUGCGAUAAAGCAUAAUGUCGUCUUUGAUGUAAACACAGAGGCAAGCAAACUAUUUAUAAUGUCUGGUGAAUUAAUUGCCUUACCCAAAACCCCAUGGGAAUGGUUCCUAAAAAUAGUUUCCCUUUUUAGUGUAAAGAAUUUUGUAAAUCCUUUCAGCGUGAGAUUGCACUCCUAGUUUGUCUUGUCUCUCUGAUGGCUGCUAUUGCUCAGAAAGUGGACACUGUUUGAACGAUUGUACUGUAUUAAAACUAAGGCAUUUUGUGAGACAAUUGAGAUGCAAUGUUCUCUUGGAAUCAUGAACUUAGCUCAAAAGGCAAUACUCGUGUUAAUAGCAGAGUCCUCUCCCGUCUGUUGGAGACGUUUCCCACAGUCGCCUGUGCUCAUUCCUGACUCCCAGAGAGAGACACUGCUGCUUUUGUGGAGACUUGGGUUUGUAGCUCAAGUUGAUUGGCCAUUAGCUCAAGUUGGCUAAUAGGUUUGUAAAUAUGUGGCCAAUCCACACAUUUGUGUCCUGACCCACCUGUGACGUACCCACAGUCGCCCUCACGGACGGGUCGGCCAACUCAACUCAACUCGCAGUGAGUUAACUCGCAUUAAAGUCUGACCAAGGCAAAACCGGUUUUGUUGUUAAAUUGCAUCGAGGUCAAUCUUCUCUCAUGUUUUACUUUGUAACUUAUGAAACGUUGUAUGUCCUUAACUAUUGAAGCAGGUUCCAGUAGAACUUUUGAGUCCGACAAUACUUUGACAAUCUCUACGCUUUUUUUUGUCGAGGGGAGAGCUGUACCUUUGAACCCAGAGCUGUGGAAUUUCUGUAUACCAUGUACAACCACCUCUGACAAGAACUAAUAACACUUGUAUGCAACAGCCUCCUCAUUCUGUGGCCCCUUCUCCCCCUUCCUUUAUUUUGGAAAGGAUCUCUCUAAUAAAUAGAGUAAUCAUGCAA